Geosmithia morbida is the source of this 1359-nucleotide messenger RNA. RefSeq names its product mannose-6-phosphate isomerase. Lineage: Eukaryota; Fungi; Ascomycota; Sordariomycetes; Hypocreales; Bionectriaceae. Gene Ontology annotation, biological process: carbohydrate metabolic process; GDP-mannose biosynthetic process. Bases 1 to 1359 code for a protein of 452 amino acids. The record is from RefSeq and is a predicted model, not a curated record. The transcript is spliced from 2 exons. Gene Ontology annotation, cellular component: cytosol. Gene Ontology annotation, molecular function: mannose-6-phosphate isomerase activity; zinc ion binding.
AUGGUCCUUUCCGUGCCCCUCCUCCGCCUGCAGUGCGGCGUCAACUCGUACGCAUGGGGGAAAAAGGGCAACGACUCGGCUGCUGCGCGCUUCGCAGCCGCCACGCCCACGCCCGAUCUUACGAUCGAAGCCGACAGGCCAUACGCAGAGCUCUGGAUGGGUAGCCACCCCUCCAACCCGUCGAAACACCUCGCCACGGGCCUGACGCUCAACGACCUCUUCGCACGGAACAAGGCCCUCCUGUCGCCGCAGGUUGCCUCUCGCUACGCCGACCGACUACCCUUCCUGUUCAAGGUGCUCUCGGUCAACAAGGCCCUGUCCAUCCAAGCCCACCCCAACAAGGCCCUGGCCGAGAAGCUGCACGCGCGUGACCCGAAGAAUUACCCGGACGACAACCACAAGCCCGAGAUGGCCAUUGCCAUCACCCCCUUUGAGGGGCUGUGCGGCUUCCGCCCGCCCACCGAGGUGGUGCACUUCCUCGACACGCUGCCGCCGCUGAGGGCUCUGGUGGGCGACGAGGCGGCCGUGGAGCUGGGGCGCGCGGCCGCCGACGGCGACGACGAGGGGGAGGGCGACGUCGAGGCUACGAAGAAGGCGCUCAAGCAGGCGUUUGCCAACCUCAUGGGAUCGGCGCAGGCCGACGUUGACCGCGAGAUUGCCAACCUGGUGGGGCUCGCCUCGUCCCAGGGAGAGGGCUUCGUGGGCGGCGGCGUGUCGUCGACGUCGGGCGCGGAUCUCGCGCGGGUGGUGACGCGUCUGCAUGGCGAGUUCGGCAGCGACGUCGGGCUGUUUGUCCUCUUCUUCCUCAACCUGGUCAAGCUGCAGCCGGGCGAGGCCCUGUUCCUGGUGGCCGACGACAUCCACGCCUACAUCUCGGGCGACAUCAUCGAGUGCAUGGCCGCGUCGGACAAUGUCGUCCGUGCCGGCCUGACGCCCAAGUUCAAGGACACGGACACGCUCGUGUCCAUGCUGACGUACAACUUCGCCCCGAUAGAGCAGCAGAAGAUGGAGCCCUCCGAGUACCCCUACGCCACGCUCAACCGUGCGGCCUACAGCGGCGGGUCGUCCAUAGACCUGUACGACCCGCCCAUUGACGAGUUCAGCGUCGUGCGCUCCGUUAUCCGUGGCGACGCCGGUGCGAAGGCCACCUUCGAGCCCCUCGCCGGCCCUAGCAUCAUCAUCUGCACGCAGGGGAGCGGCACCAUAUCCGUGGGCCCUACCAAGGAGGAAAUCAAGGGAGGCUACGUCUUCUUCGUGGGGGCCACGGCAGAGUGCGUCCUGGAGUCUACGUCUGGUCCCGACGACGAGUUUGUCACCUACAAAGCCUUUUGCGAGAUUGCAGAGGAAGGGAAGCUAUGA